GUUAUUGAAAAAAAAUUAUUUAGUUCCAUCCACUUGAGCAAGAACACUUGAACAUUAUAGGAAAACAGUUGCUUGAAAUACUGAAAUGGAUGCCACAGAAUUUCGGAAAAGAGGAAAAGAGAUGGUGGAUUACAUUGCAGAUUACAUCGAGAAGAUAGAGGAGCGACAGGUCUAUCCUGAUGUAGAGCCAGGUUAUUUAAGAGCCCUUAUUCCAGAGUUUCCUCCUGAAACACCUGAGAGAUUUGAAGACAUCCUUAAAGAUGUUGAAAGGAUAAUUAUGCCUGGGGUGACUCAUUGGCACAGUCCUUACUUCUUUGCCUAUUUUCCUACUGCCAACUCUUUCCCAGCUCUUUUGGGUGAUAUGUUAUCUGGGGGCAUAGGGUGCAUUGGAUUUUCAUGGGCAUCAAGCCCAGCUUGCACCGAAUUGGAAACAGUCAUGCUGGAUUGGCUAGGAAAGAUGAUCAAUUUGCCUCCACAAUUUCUGGCUGAGAAGGAUGGAGAAGGAGGAGGGGUAAUCCAGGGAACUGCCAGUGAAGCUACCUUGGUUGCCAUGCUGGCAGCUCGAACCAAAGCGAUUCGUCGUAUUCAGUUAGACAAUGAAAAUUUGACUCAAGGAGAAAUCAUUAGUCGACUGGUAGCUUAUACUUCUGAUCAAGCUCAUUCAUCAGUUGAAAAGGAUGUCUUGAUUGCUGGAGUGAAAAUUAAACAAAUUACCACAGAUGAUUCAUUUUCUGUCCGUGGAUCAACUCUAAGAAAAGUUAUAGAUGAAGAUAAAGCUGCCGGUCUUAUCCCAUUCUUUUUAUGUGCAACUCUUGGAACAACAACAUGCUGCUCCUUUGACAAUCUGCUAGAACUGGGUCCUAUUUGUAAUGAGGAGAAUAUUUGGAUGCAUAUCGAUGCAGCCUAUGCUGGGAGUGCUUUCAUCUGCCCUGAAUUUCGUUACCUUCUCAAUGGAGUAGAGUAUGCAGAUUCAUUCAACUUCAACCCUCAUAAGUGGCUCCUAGUCAACUUUGAUUGUUCUACUAUGUGGGUGAAGAAGAGAUCGGAUUUAACAUGUGCCUUUAAAAUAGAUCCUGUUUACUUGAAGCAUGAUCAUGAUGAAUCUGGAUGCAUUACAGAUUACAGGCACUGGCAGAUUCCUUUAGGUAGAAGAUUCCGUUCUUUGAAAAUGUGGUUUGUGUUCCGAAUGUAUGGUGUGAGUGGAUUACAAGAAUACAUCCGCAAGUGGUCAGGCAGGAAGCAGCAAGCGUGACAUGAGGCUAAGGUAAGAUAAGGUAAGGUAAAAUAAGAUAAGGUAAGGUAAGGUAAGCUGAAAACUUUCUCAGGGGUGCCUGGUCUUCGAACACUGGCACAAACAGGAUCUGGGCCUCUGCCUCUGCCAAACCAGGCAGACCUGACAUUCUGUCCCCCUUGACAGAGAUGUUAGUCCUGCAAAGGAAAAAUAGAAGAGGGGAGGGAGAGAAACAUAUAAAGUUUCUUAAUUAGCAAACAGUUUAAUGGGUUUAUCUGGGUAUCAGUCAUGGAAAUUUAAAGCUAUUUGGAGGCCUUAAUAUGUUGGACCUUUCCCCAUUAAAAGGAUUUUUAACCCAGUGAGAACUGGGACUGUCAAAAACAUUGUAUUUCAUUGAAACCUGAAAUCCCUGCAUCCUGAAUUGCAACCAUCCUCAGACCACAUUACAAUUGAGGGAGAACAGCACUUUGGAGUCACAGGCAUUUUGGCCUCUCAUAUACACCAGGGAAAAACCCAGUAUUUGAUAGCUGAGAAAGACUUUCACCCCCUGAGAAACUGAAUGGGUCCCAAAAUAUUAAGGCCUCCAAACUGUGUAAAAAUUCCAUGACCGAUAGAUACCCAGAUAAACCCCAAUGAACUGUUUGCUAACUAAGAAAUUUUGUACGUCUCUGGCUGUAUGAUUGGGUAUGGGGUCUUCAAAGAACUUACAAAUUUCUGUCAUGAAGUGGUCAAAGUUUCUCAGUACUGGGGCGUCACCAUUGUGGAAGGUGUGGAAGGUGACUAUCCAUUCUGCUGUGAUCCGCUCCAAUGCCAAGGUCAUGCACUGCACCUUAACAUCUUUGGUGGCUAUUUCUGAUUCUAUAUCUUACAUGUUAUGUCCAAACCGGCUUCAGGAAGAAGCCCAAAUGCUUGGGGGUCUCCACUGAAUUUUACUCCCAGGGCUGCUGUCUUGCAUCCUCUCUGCUAUGCUGGUGCUGCCCUGUAGCUGGUGCAGGCUGGGCUGCGGACCAAGUGUUGGGGCAUAUGCUGCUGCUGGGAGGCUUGCGGCUGCAGCUAUCGUGGCAGCAGAGGUGGUUGCUCCAUCACUCACUGUGGCUGGAGUUGGCUGGUCAGCGGGAUGUGUCACCUGGAUUAGGGUCUCUAUACCAUGAGGUUUCCAAAAGUCCAUUCAGGAACUUUAUUGCUUGCUCCAGCAUCCAGUCCUCACUCUCGAGUUAGCCUGUACUCAAUUCUUCCUCCAAUUCCUCCAGCUCCACUCGCAUCUCUUGCUGGAGGCUACUGGCCCCCGCACAUGGGUGAAUGUCACUCCGAUGGGUUUCUCUUCCCACUCUUCCAUUUUUCCAAUCUUGAGGGGCCAUCAGAGCCACUCAGAUCCAGCCCUUCAGGAGGGGCUUUUGAGGACGCCCCUCCCCAGGCUUCGAUCUUUUCCUGGUUGCUUCCUUGAGCUGACAUUGUUUUCAUGGUCCCCAUGGACCAGGGGUUGACCACAACUGCAGAGCUAACCUAAUGUCAUACCUGCCCAAUCUGAUCCCUUAGGAAAGAAAGAUCCUCAACUACAUUUGAUUAAAGUAAAGGCUUCUUUUACUAAAGGUGUUGGCUGCAGUAAAGUCAAGCUCUGAGUUUUCCUGCACUCAAAAGAUACAGAAAGGUUUGCCCAUCCCUCUCCUGUGAGCGGUCUGUUUCCAGACAAUCGGAUCUCAUCAAAAUGCUUUGAGAACAUCAAGAUAUUUUGGGGAAUCUGCAUAUUUUCUCAGGGUACCUGGCUUUGGGAUGCUGUCAUUCCUCCUCCCUAUUUCUCAUUACAUAUACACACAGUUUUAUUGCCCUUACAUCUCCCCCACGCUUUUCUAGCCUUUGAUUGCAGGAUGGCUAUGAGGCACCAGACUGAACCAGGCAGAACUGACAGGUUGAUUGAGAACAUACAUACAUACACACAUAUGUAAAACCUUUGGUGCAUGGCAGAUAAAAGAGUAGAUGGGAAGGAUGUUCUUUCCAAUUCUGCAAUUCGUGUUUAUUUUUUGGAUGAACACCAAUUCCAUAAGAGACAUAACUUUUCUUUAUUGUUUUAGCAUGUUAGGAUAGCACAUGAAUUUAAGGACUUGGUGCUACAAGAUGAUCGAUUUGAAAUUUGUGCUGAUGUCAUACUGGGAUUGGUAUGCUUCCGAUUAAAGGUAAAUGUG
Molecule: messenger RNA, 3411 nt
Organism: Notechis scutatus (mainland tiger snake)
Lineage: Eukaryota; Metazoa; Chordata; Lepidosauria; Squamata; Elapidae
Source: RefSeq, a predicted model, not a curated record